AUGUCGCAUCUCUCAGCUACUUACAAGACUGCCAACGUCUCCGACACAACACUCGUUGACACAACCAAGGCUUCCACAAGUUCAAAGCCUGGUGCGUUCCGACCAUCCCUCAUCGAGUAUCAACAUCUAACAAACCCAGGUCUUGAAACAUCGUACAAGCCGACCCUCAAGGAGAAGAUCCAGAGGAAGUUAUCCGGAUCUGUUGAUCCCAAGAAGAAGCCCGCCGACCCCUACAAGUCUUGGGAGGCUCGAUCAGCUCUACUCUAA
Fusarium sp. VM40 is the source of this 267-nucleotide messenger RNA. The record is from the annotation of a GenBank genome assembly. Lineage: Eukaryota; Fungi; Ascomycota; Sordariomycetes; Hypocreales; Nectriaceae.